Molecule: messenger RNA, 1719 nt
Organism: Rhodotorula toruloides NP11
Lineage: Eukaryota; Fungi; Basidiomycota; Microbotryomycetes; Sporidiobolales; Sporidiobolaceae
Product: cephalosporin esterase
Exons: 6
Coding region: 1-1719 (572 amino acids)
Molecular function (GO): hydrolase activity
Source: RefSeq, a predicted model, not a curated record
AUGCUUCUCAAACUCUUUACCCUCGCCUCCUUCGCUGCGACGAUCCAGCUCGCCUUCGCCUCGCCAACCUCUCUCGUUCGCCGCACGAACCCUAACGAGCCCCCGCCCGUCGUCGACCUGGGCUACGCCCGCUACCAGGGCUACCUAAACGAGACCGCCGGACUCUACUGGUGGCGCGGAAUCCGCUACGCCUCGGCUCAGCGCUUCCAGGCUCCUCAGACGCCCGCGACGCACAAAGCCGUCCGCAACGCGACUGAGUAUGGACCGAUCUGUUGGCCUGCCAGCGAGGGCGUCAAUACGACCAAGGGGAUGCCCCCGCCUAGCAACAGUUCGAGCAGUGCGCCGCAGAAACAGGCGUCGGAGGAUUGCCUCUUCCUCGAUGUCCUUGCGCCCGCCGGCUCGUGCGAGGGUGCCAACCUCCCUGUUCUCGUCUACAUCCACGGAGGUGGCUACGCCUUUGGCGACGCGAGUACCGGCAGCGACUUUGCCGCCUUCAUCAAGCACACCGGAACCAAGAUGGUCGUUGUGACUCUGCAGUACCGACUCGGUGUUUAUGGUUUCCUUGCCGGCCAGGCAAUGAAGGACUACGGUGUCACCAACGCUGGCUUGCUCGACCAGCAAUUCGCCCUUCAAUGGGUUCAGCAGCACAUCUCGAAAUUCGGCGGCAACCCUGAUCUUGUUUCUAUUUGGGGCGAGUCUGCAGGCGCAGGGUCCGUUAUGAACCAGAUCAUUGCGAACGGCGGCAACACGGUCAAGGCUCUCGGUCUCAAGAAGCCCCUCUUCCACGCCGCCAUCGGCUCCUCCGUCUUCCUCCCCUACCAAGCCAAGUACAACUCCCCCUUCGCCGAACUCCUCUACUCCCAACUCGUCACGGCGACGAACUGCACCAAAGCCGCCUCGUCUUUCGCUUGUCUCGAAGCUGUCGACGCCGCGGCGCUCGCGGCGGCGGGCGUGAAGAACUCGGCGGCGUUCCCGUUCGGAUUUUGGUCGUAUGUCCCCGUCGUCGACGGGACGUUCUUGACUGAGCGCGCGUCGCUCCUCCUCGCCAAGGGCAAGAAGAACCUCAAUGGCAACCUCUUCACCGGCAUCAACAACCUGGACGAAGGCUACAUCUUCACGGACCCCACGACUGUGAACGACACGACGACGGACCAGACGCAGCUGGCCUCCCAGUUCGACCACCUGCUCGCCGGCCUCUUCCCCUACAUCACCACCGACGAGCGCCAAGCCGUCGCGAAGCAGUACCCAAUCUCCGAGGCGCCGUCGAAGGGCAACACUUUCUCCCGCAUCUCGGCCGUCAUCGCCGACUCGACCUUUGUCUGCCCGACCUACUGGACCGCCGAGGCCUUCGGCUCGUCCGCCCACAAGGGUCUCUUCGACUAUGCGCCCGCUCACCACGCGACCGACAAUUCGUACUACAUCGGCUCCAUCUGGAACGGCAAGAAGUCGGUCUCGUCCGUCCAGUCCUUCGACGGCGCGCUCGGCGGCUUCAUCGAGACAUACGACCCGAACAACAACGCCGCCAACAAGACGAUCAACCCCUACUGGCCGACGUUCGACUCGGGCAAGCAACUCCUCUUCAACACGACGACGAGGGACACCCUCUCGCCCGCCGACCCGCGUAUCGUCGAGACCUCGAGCUUGACCGACUUUGGCACGAGCCAGAAGACCAAGUGCGACUUCUGGCGCGGCUCCAUCUCGGUGAACGCGGGUCUCUAG